UAUCACACAUUGGCAGCUCGUGUUUAGCGUCAUGCGUGGGGCACCACCUCUGCUGCUGGUAGUGUCUCUGCUGAUCUCGCCUGGCUUGUCCCACACUGUAGCGUUGGAUGCAAGACGUGGUAGGCAAGCCGGGCAACAUGAACUGCUGUUGCCGAGCACCGCACGAUCAAAACUAGCCCCCAGCAGCAGGAGAAUAAACAACAGCAGCGACAGCGGCGGCGACAGCAGCAGCGCUGCUGGUUUGCUUAGGGGUGGGGACGGUGCAGAGCCGGCAACGCAAUCAUCGUUAACAGCAGAGGCCGGCAGCAGCCUCAAGGACAGGGCCCGUGUUCUGGGAUACUUCGGCCUGUGGUACGCCCUCAACGUCUGGUACAACAUCGUCAAUAAGAAGGUCCUCAACGCGCUGCCGCUGCCCUCCUCGAUAGCCGUCCUGCAGCUCGGGAUCGGGAGCCUGUGGGUGGGGACCCAGUGGCUUGUCCGGGCGAGAACGCCGCCGGGAAAGCUCGCCGCCACGGGCGCCGCCCGCCUGACGCCGGUGGCCUUCUUCCAUGGGGGCGGCCAGCUGGCGACGGUGCUUAGCCUAGGGGCAGGGGCGGUCAGCUUCACCCACGUGGUGAAGGCGAUGGAGCCGUUCUUCUCGGCGCUGGUGGCGGCGGUCUGGUUCCGGCAUAUCUUCCGGUGGCAGGUGUACGCGUCCCUGCUGCCAGUCGUCGCGGGAGUGUCGCUCGCGUGUGCGAAAGAGAUCAACUUCAGCUGGGUGAGCUUCCUCGCGGCGAUGGCGUCCAACCUCCUCUUCGCCUGCAGGGCCAACUUCUCCAAGGCUCUCAUGACGCGACCCCCCUUCGAGGACGGCGCCUCCACCUCUUCCGCUAACCUCUACGGGCUCGUGACGAUCGUGUCCUUCGUGGUCUUCGCCCCGUUCGCCGCGCUGACGGGCUGGAGCAAGUGGGGGCCGGCGUGGGAGUCGGCCAUGGAGAACGGCCACCAGGCGAAGGCGCUCGUGUUGAGCGUGUUGCUGUCGGGGGUUUCUCACUACCUUAACAACGAGGUGAUGUACCUUGCGCUGGGCUCUGUGCACCCGACCACCCUCGCCGUGGGCAACACCAUGAAGCGAGUUUUCAUCGUGGUGGCCAGCCUGAUAGUGUUCAAGACCCCCAUCUCCAGGCUGGGCAUGGUAGGGUCUGCGAUCGCCGUCGGUGGCGUGCUGGUGUACAGCCUAGCGCGACAGCACUAUGGUGUGUUGGACCAGGGUAAACGGCUGGAAGCCCGCAGCAGCAGCAGCAAACGUUAGUACACAGACGCAGCGCUCCGAAAAUAUCACCUUCAAGCUUACGUGGGGGGCGGGCGUAGUGUUUCAAGACGACCCAAACGGGAGUUCUUGUAGCGGAUAUUCGUGUGUGCUGUUCUGCAACACAGUAGCAAUAGUGAUCCGGAGUGAUGACCGUGAGCACGAGUCAUUUUUUUUUUUCUCUUUCCGCACCUCUGCAACCUUUGACGUGGUCAGACCCGGCGACGUCGUUCGUAUCGUUGACUUUUCACGUACGAACACAAGGCGGCGCGUUCGGAAGUUGCUUGGCAGGCAGGUGCGUGCAUAGCUAGAUAGCUCUCCGGCGUUUGUUUUGAGUUGCAUCGUGGGCAUGCAUCACGCCUCGUGCAGGAGUCAACUUUCCACGAUGGUUAAAAACGGACUCGCAGUACAAUGAUCGGGAAAGAAGUUUACUGCAUUCCUUGACUCCAGCGUGGGGCUCGAGACACACGACUUGUUGAAGUCUGCGAGGAAUUAGCUGGAGAGGGGGGGGGGCAUUGGGCGCUGGAUAAGGGUUUGAGUAGGAUGCGGUCUUCAUCCUUGUGUGUAAGGAAACUGUGUGCAGAUGGUUUGUCGGUGAUGCUGCCAAGUUGUUGCAUGAAGUC
This is a messenger RNA of Ectocarpus sp. CCAP 1310/34, 1911 nucleotides long. The record is from the annotation of a GenBank genome assembly. NCBI's taxonomy places the organism in Eukaryota, Phaeophyceae, Ectocarpales, Ectocarpaceae.